This is a messenger RNA of Folsomia candida, 3097 nucleotides long. RefSeq lists its product as uncharacterized. The transcript has 6 exons. The record is from RefSeq and is a predicted model, not a curated record. The coding region runs from base 557 to 2125 and encodes 522 amino acids. NCBI's taxonomy places the organism in Eukaryota, Metazoa, Arthropoda, Collembola, Entomobryomorpha, Isotomidae.
GGUAGAAGGAGAGAAGGGUGACGAGGCGGAGUGGCAGAAAUGCCGUCCUGCUUACCGUCCACCUGAGUGGGCUGAAUGGAGGUGCUGGGUUCAAGUCCUAGUGCCUGCAGUGGGUUUUUCUCGUUUUUCCCCACUGCCAAGCUCAGGUACUCUUCUCCCUCCCUGGGUAAUGGCCCAUUCGUGGGGUCCAGUGGUUGUAAUAAAGGUUUUUUUUUUUUUUUUUUGGUAUGAAUAUACGAAGUACAGCCAGCGACUUGAAUAUUCAUUGGAUAUGCAGAUAAGCUAAGCCAUCUCUCAGUCGGAAGGAGACAGAGACCAACAAGCUUCCUGCCAAACGACAGCUAACUCCCCCAGAAAUUUGACCAGUUUUUAUUUCAAGCAUCUUCCACCGAGUUCACAUUGAGAGAAAUAGAACAGAACACCGCAAAGUGAAGAAAACUGAACGAGCUGAACGUUAAAAAUUGUGGAGGAGCUUGAAGCACAGGAUUCGACGAAGAAAAGAACUCCCGAGCGGACUGCAUCCCGAAGCCACGUCCCACACCUAAAUUUUAAGAAUAUGGCAUCCGCCGACUCGAAAAAAAUGAACGUUGGCCCCAACGUUGAACCCCUGAAGAUUUCCUUGAUUCUCGAAGCUAUCUUCUCCAAUCUCGACCUCCCGGAACUGAAAACUUCUCGGCUAGUGUGUCGUGAGUGGGACAAAGUCGGAGUCACUUUAUUAGGAAAAAUGGCUCUUCUCCAUGUCAACAAGCUUUUUUCCUCCGAGGCGUCCGAACCAGCAGAGAUGACCCCUGUCAACGACAAGCUGAUCCUGCGCCUCUUCAUCUCCGACAAGUUCGACUCAUCCAUUCCGGAAGAUAAGAAGACAGAGCUAAUGACAAGAGCUCUCACGCUCGUAGAAAAAGUGUCCGAUUUAACUCGUGAAAUUAAAUUCCUAGUCGGCCAGAAGGAAUUUGUUCCUGCUUUCCUCGAAGGAAUAAGGAUGUUGGGGUCCACAAAAAUCAAACACGUUGGGAUCUUCCGCGCCUGGGGAGACAAUAGCGUCGACACAAUUCCAGCCCAGGCAUAUGGAGAACUCCCUCCUCAAUCUAGCUUGACCUCCCUCAAGUUCGAAGCUCUCUCAAACAAUCAACCUGACGCCACCAAGAACGUUCAAUACGACCCCGUCGUUUACUGCAGCGAACUACUACCCCUGAUCAAAAUCUGGCUAGAUUCUGCCCCCAAUUUGACUAGUUUGGACGUCGCGACGUCUUUCAAUCCAAAUUUGGAGGCCUGCACAAAGCUCGAAGUGCUGAAAUUUAAAUUAUUCAGGUGUUGCGAUGAGCAUUACCGUGACCUCAAUGUGACCGAGAUGCUGACACAAGUUAAGGAUUCCUUAAUCGAGCUGGAAUUGUGCCAUUCUGUGCGUACAUAUGAAUCCAUGAAGCACAUCCAACUUGAGGAAGUUCCCGUGAUGUUGAAAUUGACCUCGCUCACCAUCCAUGCCGUAGAGGUUUACGAAAUUGGGGACUUUUUUAAUGAGAAGAACUUCCCAGAAUUAACAUCCAUCUCUCUCCGAAACGGAUUCCCGCCGUCAUCGUUGUUAACGCAUCUAAACAUGUGGACCCAACACGGUAGAGUGCACUCUCUCACGUUGGACAUGGGUUCAGACGCUAGUAAUGUGCAAGAAUUCGGGGGGGAAAUGGUCGAUUUAUUUCCCUCUGUUAAGGCAUUGGAUUUGAGGCUGGAUAUGAAAGUUUUUAAUAUCACUGAUAUAACGCCACCGGUUCGAGACGAUUGGAUUCCUUUGUGGACGCCUGCCUCCAUCCGUCGGUUUAUGGAACCCUUCCAAAUAUGGGAUUUACAACGGGUCAACGUUUCGGUGGAAGUGAAUGCAUCCGCCUUGUUGAUUGAUGCCCUCCAAGCUAUUUCCCUUUUGAAAGGAGAUAAAAAAGUCCAGUUCGACUUUACUUGGAUUGACGACACGAGUGAUAAUUUUUCUGACCGUGUGCAAGAUAUGAUCACACACAGUGAAACAUUCAAGAGAGUAGAAAUUAAGAUAAAUAUGGCACCGGAUAUCGUGGAACGACUACAACGCAUUGUUGAAGCCAGUGGUGCGCCCAUCCAUUUUAUCGGAAAGAGUGAAUGAGAGUUAAAUGAGAUAUAUUAGUACAUAAUAAUUACUAACUAAUUUAAGGUUUUAAUAUUAAAAUUAUCAUUUUUCGAUUAUCACAAUUGCAACAAUGUUUCUAUCGCCUGAAAACAAUGAGACGUCUUCUAAAUUCAUAAUUGGAUUGUAAUGAGAUUCUAUUUAUAAAAUAACUGAUAAUAAUGCCAUAAUUAUAUAGAUUAUUAAGUUGUAAGCAUUACACAAUUUUUGUUACCUUUUUUGAUUUUUUUGUUUAUAUAAAACUCUGCUCCUGUUUUUCCAUGGACAAGAUAAAUUCAACACCUGAAUGAUGACGACUAUUUCGACUAACGAGAAGAAAGAUCCAUUUGUCCAUCACACUCGACUGGAUGAAAAAAUUGCCAAAAUUGUCAAAAUAAUUACAUUUUUAAAUAUUUCUCUACUCUGGGAAUGUAUUUUAAAAUUCUGGACUAAUUUUAGAACCUGCGUGCACAUCACUUCACUCUAGACGAUAAUAGCAAUAGCAACGAUCCUCGCUCAAAUUGUUAGUGGGUUAUGCAAAUAUGCUCAUCAUAAAUUAUUACGUGCCUUAUUUUAAACACAUAGUAGAUAAUCCUCCCAUCAGUCCAGAUUACCGAAAUCCUACCGUAACUUAUUUCAAUCCAACGUCAUUAACAAACGGACAAACUAUAUCGUUCAAUAAAUAAUGUCACCAAUGCGCAGGGAUCCUCUACGUCAUCGUCGGACCACACUGUCCCUGACAACGUCUACCACAAUCAAACCCAUUUACAGUUCGAGAAUAUCAGUAGAUCAAUCGCUCAAUCCUUUUUUAAUCAAAUAUUUUAAGAAUUUUUAUCUUGUUAAUUCAGAAAUUGCUAUCUUACCAUUGAAUUUUUAUGUACAUAAGAUACUAAAUAUUAUGCUACCUACCUUUAUUUAAUUAUUAUUAAUUAUUAUGCAAAAUGAGAGAAUAAACUCAACGAAAAUCAACAC